Mya arenaria is the source of this 912-nucleotide messenger RNA. RefSeq lists its product as uncharacterized. The record is from RefSeq and is a predicted model, not a curated record. Bases 1 to 912 code for a protein of 303 amino acids. The transcript has a single exon. Lineage: Eukaryota; Metazoa; Mollusca; Bivalvia; Myida; Myidae.
AUGCGAGGCAAUGGACUUGGCUUAUCGUGGAACAAGGGCAUUGAGAUGGGUCGGUCUUCCAACGAUACUUGGACCAUGCUGUUUAACUACAAGUCUACACCAAAGGGUUUUCAAUGCGAACCUUGUUAUGGCGACGCUGUGCUGCCCAAUAAGUUCCUGCAGUUUCGUAUCCUUGUAGAUGACCAUAAUGACAUGAUGGGUGCCAAUUUUGCCCUCAAGUUACCUGUCUCAGCAGCUUCAGCGUAUUUUAAGACAAGACCUGAGUUUGUGUUUCAUCCUUGGUUUUACACUAACUCCGGCAGUCUAAAAAAUUUGACUGUGGCUUCACAAUAUAUAGGUGGUCGAAGAGAUGUUGCCGUGUGGCGUCCGCCAAGCUUUUUGGAGAAUCCUUUCAAAUCAUAUCCUGUUGUCAUUGUCUUUGACGUUGGCCCUAAUGAAGCUGGAUCAUUUAAAUAUAUAUUUGAUGAAUUGGUGUAUCCAACGCAAGUAUCCCAAGAAGCCAUUGUAGUUGCCUUUGGUGACUACAAGAUUCAAAACAGGGAAACCUUAAUGACACCAACGAGGGCACUUGACCUUGAGUGUAUUAAUGGCACAUUCGAAGACAUGUGUGGAUUUUGCUUGUCGGACAUUCGUACUUUAAAUGGAACUCAAUUUCAACAACCAAUGAUCAAUAAGUGUGGUAAAAGAGCCCUAGUCGGUGGCCUAGGUGAACAGACGCUCGACUUUCUUAUUAACGAAGCUAUGCCAGAAGCCAACAGGUCGUCUUCUGGAAGAAUCAAGCCCGGUAGAUAUGGCAUCCUCGGCUACUCCCUUGGCGGUCUCAUGUCAUGUCAUGCAGUUUGGACACGACCUGCGGUAUUCUCCUUCGCUGCAUGCAUGUCGCCUUGGUUUUGGUGGCAAAAUGAGCAAUGA